Molecule: messenger RNA, 4492 nt
Organism: Amphimedon queenslandica
Lineage: Eukaryota; Metazoa; Porifera; Demospongiae; Haplosclerida; Niphatidae
Exons: 25
Biological process (GO): signal transduction
Molecular function (GO): protein binding
Source: RefSeq, a predicted model, not a curated record
GCUAUUUUUGGUAUUCUUGGUGUGUCAUUUGUGUGGGAGUUAUCUUGGCUGUUUUUCUCUUUGACCAACUGUCAGUCCAUACAAUGGAAGUCAAUACAAUGCCAAAGUUGUUGGUAUAUACUCUUAUCAUAAAGGCCCUCUUCUCUCUCCUCCUCCUCAUGUCAGGUGAUGUUGAACUCAACCCAGGACCUGGAAUCCCAAAGGAGAUACUACAGAAAUACUCAGCUAAGCUAACCAAGGCAAUAUCAGCUAAUGUUGGUGAUGUAGCUAAAGCAUUGUUUGCCAAGGAUCUAAUAACACAAGGGACUGGAGAAUAUGUAGUGACAGCAGCUAAUCCUGAUAAAGCUGAUAGAGUAAUGACUGAUGUCAUGGGUCAGUUAGAAGCUUUUUUUGAUGAAAGACAGUAUUUAACUGAUGUGUGUAAUAUUUUGAUUCAGCAAGGUGCAGCAAUGAAACAGAUAGGAAAUUUUAUGCUUACAGAACUAGGAGAAGACACUGCUACUGUCCAUCCUCCUCAAAGUGGAGCUAGUUUUGCUAGUGAAACUGGUACACCAAACACUCCCACUUCUAAUGAUGAGUCAACUUCUCCUACAAAACAAAGUACUCCACAAAGAAGUGUAUCUGAUACAGGAAGCACUGGCUCUCAUCAAGAAGCUAAAAGUCCUAGCAAGGAGCUGAAUAAUGCUGUAGUCACAAAAAUAUUCUAUACUUCUGCUGACCAUUACAGACUGAUAGGGACUGGAUUGGGUGUAAAAGUGUCUGAUCUGAAAGACACAGCAAUGAAUAACCUUAUUACAGUAAUUGAGAGGUGGUUUGAAGCCAAUGAAAAUGUCAGUUGGGAUGCUUUAAAAGAACUUUGUGAUGACUAUCCUGAUGAACUGGGCAAAGCAAAGGCUAAGCUAGAUAAAUUACUUUCAAAAACGGGAGAGAAUGCAAGUAAUUUUGAUGAUCUAAUAGAACCAGGAAGGGAUACUAAAUAUGAAGGAUACUUAUUUUAUGAGGAGAAAGCCGAUUUAAAUGAAUAUGUAGCAACAUUUACUGUAACUAAAGAUGAAGACACACUCGAUGAUUAUGCUGAAAGGAAGCACCCUGGAGCUGUGAUAUGUCUACCUAUCACCUUUAGAUUUGUCCAGCAAGACUCUUCACUUACAUCAAGAGGCGAUUAUAUUGAAUUACAGUUUGAUACUCCACAAGAUGAACCAACCACUGGAUGGAUUAUUAAACCUCACACAGUACCUUGUAGAAUAUAUAGAAGUGAUGUUGAUAAGGUUGGUACACCUGGUUAUCCUGACCCUCCUUCCUGCAGUAUAUCAGUACAUGCUACACCUGAUGCUGUUCUUAGACUACAUUAUACUAUACCAGUGGAAGGUAUGGUUAAACGUUAUACAUUGGACAUUAGAAGGACAUUGAGAAGAGGUCCUCUCUUAGACAUUAAUGAUUUACAGUAUCUACUUGACACAUUGAAUGAAACUCGCUUCUCACAGACGGAAUGGAACCGUCUUGGUGAUGCUUUAGGAUUAUAUGGUUCUACACUGAAGGCUAUUGAGGCUGAGUAUCCUGGAGAUGAACAAGGAUGUCUGCAGUGUCUAGUGAAAUGGCUAGAGAGAGCUGAUUGUGUUGAUGACAAAGGAGGUCCAACAAUGUUCUCUCUAUCUGAUGCUCUUGAGGACAUUGGUGAGAAAGCAGCAGCUAAAUAUAUCAGAAAGAUUAUUAUUAAUAAAGAGUCUCCAGAGUUACACCACUAUCGUGAAGCACUUAAGACUAUUGUGAAGUGUCAUCUCACCAAAGCAGUAGUUCAAGGAGAAGCUCGUGUUGGUAAAACAUGUUUCAAGUCACUUCUACUGGAUGAAAAGUACGUCAAAGCAAGUACCGGUAUUGCUGAGCCAAGAGUUGGUAUCUACUGCUACAGACGAGACACUGGGAAACGAUACAAGCUAUUGGAUGUCACAGAGUUAGAAGAAAUUGUUAAGAAUGCUUUGAAAAAAGAUGCAGUAGAAAAAUUGACCAAUUCUCCAGUAGAAAAUCAGGUCAGUGAAGGUAUCAAUGAAAAGAAACCAACCAGAGGAAAUGAAACAGCUGACGAGACUGACGAUGGAUUUGUUGAUGAAUAUGAAGCCACCGAUAGACCUGGUAAUGGAGAUGGAGUGCCUCGAGAUGGAAAGGAAAGUUCGCUGAGUAAAGAAGUAGAGAAAGUACUUGAUGAAGUGCGACAGUGUUCAGGGAAGGAGAAUCGUCUUGAAGGUGCUCAAUGGCUAUACCUCGUUGAUACAGGAGGUCAAAUUGCUUUUCAAAAGUUGCUUCCAAUUUUUAUGCCAUUCGCUCAAGUUCUUAUUCUGGUUGUUAAUAUUUCAAAAGAGCUGUCUAGCAGCUCGACUGCAGUGAUGCACAUUGAAGGUGAGGAUCACAGUGAUGGGAGUCCAUCCAGAUUGACGGUCGAAGAAGUUUUGAAGCAAAUAAUUUCUUCAAUAGCUUCUGGGAUGCAGCAUUUCAGGGAUAGCUAUAAAGAUCAUGAAGUUCUACGAGAUUUAGUUCCAGAGAAAUUGCAGAUUCUCACAAUUGGUACACAUGGAGAUGAAUGCAGUGAUGUAGCAAAGUCCACCCACACUUUGGAAGAAAAAUUGGCAGAAAUAAUCAAAGGAAAUCAUGAUUGUGAGUCAAUUGAAGCUAAUCAUGUAGUUCGUUUAUUGGAAAUUGAUGGUCGCAUUGCUAGUGCAGCUGUUGAAGAAAGAGAAAAUGAGGAAAAUUUUAAGAACAUGAAGAUUUCUUUGGAUGAAGUAGAUAAGAUCUUAACGAAAGGUGAUGAAGGAAUCAACAUUCCAUUUUAUUACUACUUCUUUGAUAUCGUACUUCGUGUUGCAGCAAAAGAGGGAUGUGGUGUCUUGCAAUUAUCCACCUGCGAAAGUUUUGGGAAAGAUUUAAAACUUGAAGAAAAGGAAGUGAUGGAAUCCCUUAAUUUCUUGCAUCAUAUCAACAGUAUCAUUUAUUAUCAUGAUUCGAAAGCCUGCAAAGACCUGGUGUUUGUUAACAUAGGCAGUCUCAUUGGCAUUCUCAAGCAGUUGGUCAGGCAUGUUCAUAUUGUUCACUCCAAAGCAAGAAAAUAUGCUGGAGAUGAUGACGUUAUAAAGGGGAUCCUUUCAGCAGCCAAGUUUAAAGAGAUUUGUAAAGAACAACUUGACCCAAUCACAGAAAAGCUAAAAGGCACAGGCCCUCGUGUAGCUAUGCCACUGCCUACUGGUACACCAAACACUCCCACUUCUAAUGAUGAGUCAACUUCUCCUACAAAACAAAGUAUUCCACAAAGAAGUGUAUCUGAUACAGGAAGCACUGGCUCUCAUCAAGAAGCUAAAAGUCCUAGCAAGGAGCUGAAUAAUGCUGUAGUCACAAAAAUAUUCUAUACUUCUGCUGACCAUUACAGACUGAUAGGGACUGGAUUGGGUGUAAAAGUGUCUGAUCUGAAAGACACAGCAAUGAAUAACCUUAUUACAGUAAUUGAGAGGUGGUUUGAAGUCAAUGAAAAUGUCAGUUGGGAUGCUUUAAAAGAACUUUGUGAUGACUAUCCUGAUGAACUGGGCAAAGCAAAGGCUAAGCUAGAUAAAUUACUUUCAAAAAUGGGAGAGAAUGCAAGUAAUUUUGAUGAUCUAAUAGAACCAGGAAGGGAUACUAAAUAUGAAGGAUACUUAUUUUAUGAGGAGAAAGCCGAUUUAAAUGAAUAUGUAGCAACAUUUACUGUAACUAAAGACGAAGACACACUCGAUGAUUAUGCUGAAAGGAAGCACCCUGGAGCUGUGAUAUGUCUACCUAUCACCUUUAGAUUUGUCCAGCAAGACUCUUCACUUACAUCAAGAGGCGAUUAUAUUGAAUUACAGUUUGAUACUCCACAAGAUGAACCAACCACUGGAUGGAUUAUUAAACCUCACACAGUACCUUGUAGAAUAUAUAGAAGUGAUGUUGAUAAGGUUGGUACACCUGGCUAUCCUGACCCUCCUUCCUGCAGUAUAUCAGUACAUGCUACACCUGAUGCUGUUCUUAGACUACAUUAUACUAUACCAGUGGAAGGUCCUCUCUUAGACAUUAAUGAUUUACAGUAUCUACUUGACACAUUGAAUGAAACUCACUUCUCACAGACGGAAUGGAACCCCCUUGGUGAUGCUUUAGGAUUAUAUGGUUCUACACUGAAGGCUAUUGAGGCUGAGUAUCCUGGAGAUGAACAAGGAUGUCUGCAGUGUCUAGUGAAAUGGCUAGAGAGAGCUGAUUGUGUUGAUGACAAAGGAGGUCCAACAAUGUUCUCUCUAUCUGAUGCUCUUGAGGACAUUGGUGAGAAAGCAGCAGCUAAUUAUAUCAGAAAGAUUAUUAUUAAUAAAGAGUCUCCAGAGUUAUGUCACUAUCGUGAAGCACUUAAGACUAUCGUGACUUGUCAUCUCACCAAAGCAGUAGUUCAAGGAGAAGCUCGUGUUGGUAAAACAUGUUUCAAGUCACUUCUACUGGAUGAAAA